This is a messenger RNA of Prunus armeniaca (apricot), 207 nucleotides long. NCBI's taxonomy places the organism in Eukaryota, Viridiplantae, Streptophyta, Magnoliopsida, Rosales, Rosaceae. The record is from the annotation of a GenBank genome assembly.
AUGUUGGUGACCUUCGCGAUUCGAGCAACGCUGAUUGACCUCCUGGUUGGUCUGCGAGGGUUAACCCUCUCGUCCGCACUGCCUAUGAGGCGUGUUGGUGGACUGUGCCUGCGAAAGAUUCUUUGUAGCUUGUCGACGAGAAUCGACUCUCCGAGAGUGAGCAGCGGAGCGCCUGUCCUCAUGGUCUUCAUUGUGAGGGUUAUCUAG